Linum tenue is the source of this 2505-nucleotide messenger RNA. Lineage: Eukaryota; Viridiplantae; Streptophyta; Magnoliopsida; Malpighiales; Linaceae. The record is from the annotation of a GenBank genome assembly.
UUUCCUUUUGGAGAUGCAGUCAGAAUCAACGGCGGUGAUUGAAGAACCCCAUAUAUUAUUUUUUUAUAAAACACACAGAAAGUUCAACCUAUUCCAUUCAGUCAUCUCUAUUCUCUAGCCUCCACUCUAUUUCUGGCGCUCUCUGUGCGUGCCGCUGGCUCGCUCCUCCACACUGCUCAGCUGACAUUUAACAGAGCAAGAAGAAAAGACUAUCGCCGCCAUGUGUGGAAUCCUUGCAGUCUUCGGUUGCGUAGACAACUCCCAAGCCAAACGCUCCCGCAUCAUCGAGCUCUCCCGGAGGUUGAGGCACAGGGGUCCUGAUUGGAGUGGGCUGCACUGCUAUGAUGAUUGCUAUCUGGCUCAUCAGCGGUUGGCCAUUAUAGACCCUGCUUCAGGGGAUCAGCCACUUUACAACGAAGACAAGACUGUUGUCGUCACAGUUAAUGGGGAGAUAUACAACCACAAGGAGCUGCGGGAAAAAUUGACUUCCCAUCAGUUCCGGACUGGCAGUGACUGUGAAGUGAUUGCGCAUCUAUAUGAAGAGUAUGGAGAAGAUUUUGUGCACAUGUUGGAUGGGAUGUUUUCCUUUGUUCUUCUUGAUACACGUAACAAAACUUUCAUUGCAGCUCGUGAUGCAAUUGGUAUUACACCACUUUAUAUGGGUUGGGGCCUUGAUGGAUCGGUGUGGUUUGCUUCAGAAAUGAAAGCCCUGAGUGAUGACUGUGAGCGAUUUGUGUCUUUCCUGCCAGGGCAUAUUUAUUCGAGCAAGGAAGGUUUGUUCCUUGGAUUGGAAGCUUUAGAAUGCUUACAUUAUCUACACAAAGCUGAAAUUUUCUUAGCAAACGAAAAACACGAUAAUUUCUUGUCUCCUGCACUAGGUUGGUGCCAUUCUCGGCAUCCUUACUAUGGAUGCAGUAUCUAUGCUAGAGGGCGGAGAUUCAAUGUGCAUGCAAGUGGAGAAAAUGCUUCUUUUGUGCUUUCCCAUUCGAUAAUGGCGGUGACCAAACGGCUUAUGACGGAUGUACCAUUUGGUGUACUUCUCUCUGGAGGAUUGGAUUCUUCACUUGUUGCUGCUGUGGCUUCUCGAAAGAUGGCUGAAUUAGCAGCUGCUUGCCAGUGGGGAACACAAUUGCACACCUUUUGCGUUGGUUUGAAGGGUUCCCCUGACCUGAGAGCUGCUAGAGAGGUAGCUGAUUAUCUCCAUACUCGUCACCAUGAGUUCCAUUUUACUGUUCAGGAAGGGAUAGACGCCCUCGAGGAAGUCAUUUACCACAUUGAAACAUAUGAUGUGACCACUAUUAGAGCAAGCACGCCAAUGUUCCUUAUGUCUCGAAAAAUCAAGUCUCUAGGAGUGAAGAUGGUACUUUCUGGUGAAGGCUCAGAUGAGAUAUUUGGAGGCUACUUGUAUUUCCACAAGGCACCCAACAAGGAAGAGCUUCACAAAGAGACGUGUCGUAAGAUAAAAGCUCUGCAUCUUUAUGACUGCUUGAGGGCCAACAAGUCAACUUCAGCAUGGGGUCUUGAAGCUCGGGUACCCUUCUUGGAUAAAGAGUUCAUAAAUGUUGCAAUGAGCAUAGAUCCAGAAUGGAAGAUGAUCCGACCUAACAUUGGAAGGAUUGAGAAGUGGAUACUGCGUAAUGCAUUUGAUGAUGAGAAGAACCCUUACCUGCCAAAGCACAUACUGUACAGGCAGAAAGAACAGUUCAGCGAUGGAGUUGGUUAUAGCUGGAUUGAUGGCUUAAAGGAUCAUGCAAACAAUCAAGUUACAGAUGCAAUGUUGGUGAAUGCAAGUUUUGUCUAUCCUGAAAACACUCCUACUACGAAAGAAGCAUACUACUACAGGACUAUAUUCGAGAAGUUCUUUCCAAAGAAUGCUGCAAGGGCAACUGUACCUGGAGGUCCAAGUGUGGCUUGCAGCACAGCAACAGCAGUAGAAUGGGAUGCAGCUUGGUCCAAGAAUCUCGACCCAUCUGGCCGUGCUGCCAUUGGAGUGCAUGACGCUGCAUACGAGGAUGCUGCUAAGACUCCCUCUGCCAUGAAUGGUGCCUAAAUCGAUGACAUCCCCUAAGCACCAGCAAGCACAGAAGUGUGGUGUUAGUUUAGUUGGAGGAAAGAGCUAUAACUCGGAUUAGACCAGCAAGAAGGAAGGAGGUCUCAGUGCACCAAAUCCUUUUUUAACUGUUAAAUCUCAACUUCCCUCUAGAGCUCACCUCAACCAGUACUAAUUUUCAGAAGUUGAUUGGCUGUGCAUAAUGUGAUAGACGCAGCUUUGUUCUGUUUUCCAUUUAGGUUGUAAUUUGUGGUGAAUGGUUCUCGAGUUUCUCUUCUAAUGCAGAGUCCUAAGCAUGUUCUAGAUUCGCCCACUCGCUGAAUGCUUCCUGUGAAGCCACUGAUAGUACUCCCCUUUGGAUUCCAUACGCAUCGUCAAACUGCAAUGUCGUUGUAAACGUCGACUAAAGAUCUCUCUUCAUAUGACUAAUUCAUGUAAAUGCAUAUGAAAUUACC